Molecule: messenger RNA, 1050 nt
Organism: Entamoeba invadens IP1
Lineage: Eukaryota; Evosea; Mastigamoebida; Endamoebidae
Product: ribonuclease 3 precursor, putative
Exons: 1
Coding region: 1-1050 (349 amino acids)
Biological process (GO): RNA catabolic process
Cellular component (GO): extracellular region
Molecular function (GO): ribonuclease T2 activity; RNA binding
Source: RefSeq, a predicted model, not a curated record
AUGAUUGUAUUUUUAUUUCUUUUGGUAUGUUUUUCUUUUGAACAACCGGAAGAACCAAAAGAAAGUAAAAUACCUCCUUCAAAAGGUUUAUCAGAAGAACAAAUACCAACAACAUCAACAGUUACAACUAAAAGAGCGCAAGAUAGUGAAAAGGUAGAUCCUCAAAAAGAAGUUCAAAAAGAAAAACCAGAAUCUUCUCAAGAAGAAGAAAAAGCAACAGGUGCAAUGGCACAAGUUGUACGAAGAAAAACACCACAAUUAAAAGAGCCUACUGAAUUUCCCAAAGAAUUAACGACCAGUGGCAGAACAUUAAAAAUACUGACAAAUUAUAGGAUGUGCAAAUACUAUCAGAAAAAGACGUCAAGAAUGCAAUUUUUGCUUUUUGUGUUAUUUUGGCCUGGGGAAAAGUGUUAUGAUAUAGAAUGUUCUCUUCCUGUAAAAACAACAAAUUUUAGAGAAAAUUUUCUUUUACAUGGACUUUGGCCUCAAAAAAGUGGUGCAAAACAUUUUGAAUGUUGUAGUUCUUUUUAUAAAAUUAAUGAUGUUGAAAAAAGAAUUAUGGAAGACGACAUUUUGGUUCAAAGAAUUGCAGACAAUUGGAUGUCUAUUGACAUGUGUCGAUUUGCUACUUAUCAACUCGACAAACAUGGUAGUUGUGCGAUGAAGACGUACACUGGUAAAAAUGGACCGAUGCAAUAUAUCAAUGUUGCAAUUGAUUUGUAUCAAAAGAUGGAUUUAUGGCAGUUGUUAAAAGAAAGUCGAUUAAAAGUCGAAACAGAUAAAUUGUAUCACAUCGAAGAACUUAGAGAAGUUAUGAGAGAAAUAUUUGGUGUUAAACCAGCAUUUUUAUGUCGACGAAUGAACUCAAUACAUGAAGUAAAAAUAUGUUACGAUAUUCAAAUUAACAAAUUUGAGCCAAACCCAAUAGAAUGCCCAGAUAGAAUAUUCCAAUAUGAGAAAAAGAAGUGCGAAAAAAUGGUCAAAUUUGAAAAGUUUCCAGAGUAUUUAUUGAAUCAUGAAACAGCACCAAGAAACAAUUGUCCUUUUUGA